GCAAAUGAAUUAAUAAUUUAUUUACUUGUCCAUGUACAUGUCUUUUUUUUGUCUUUUGUCUGAAUCUCUCGUCGGAAACACAGAUCUCACUCAGCUUCUUAUAGAAUCUCCGACUCGUUUCUUUGCCGGCAUCGGAUCUCUCAGAUUUCCGGAUCUUAUCCAUGAGCAGUGAAGGUUCCGCCGGAAAGGCGGCUGUUGAAGCUAAAGGAUUGAACCCGGGGUUGAUAGUGUUGCUUGUUGUUGGAGGCCUGCUUGUGACAUUCUUGAUAGCCAAUUACGUGUUGUACAUGUAUGCUCAGAAGAAUCUACCCCCAAAGAAGAAGAAGCCUCUUUCCAAAAAGAAGCUCAAGCGUGAGAAGCUGAAGCAGGGAGUCCCCGUGCCCGGCGAAUAGAUUUCAGCUUCUUUCCCUCACUUCUUCAACUGUGUCGGUACCAGUUUUCUUUUUUCUUGUAAUGACAAUGUCAAGGAGACUUUUGUAUGGAGAGUAGAAAGGACACCCUUGUUCUGUUUUGGUUAGACCUCAAAAUUUGAAUCUCUUCAACUUUUGUUUUCGCUUCACAUAUUUGGUUGCAGUUGUAGAGUCUAUCAUGUUCACUUUAACUUUAUUUGUCCAUAUAUUUUUCGGCUUUCUCGAUC
This is a messenger RNA of Arabidopsis lyrata subsp. lyrata, 637 nucleotides long. Its product is annotated as DNA-binding protein S1FA2. Gene Ontology annotation, molecular function: DNA binding. The transcript has 2 exons. Lineage: Eukaryota; Viridiplantae; Streptophyta; Magnoliopsida; Brassicales; Brassicaceae. The record is from RefSeq and is a predicted model, not a curated record. Bases 162 to 392 code for a protein of 76 amino acids. Gene Ontology annotation, biological process: regulation of DNA-templated transcription. Gene Ontology annotation, cellular component: nucleus.